This is a messenger RNA of Eruca vesicaria subsp. sativa (arugula), 1443 nucleotides long. NCBI's taxonomy places the organism in Eukaryota, Viridiplantae, Streptophyta, Magnoliopsida, Brassicales, Brassicaceae. The record is from the annotation of a GenBank genome assembly.
AUGGGAAGAGCGCCAUGCUGCGAGAAGAUGGGGUUGAAGAGAGGUCCAUGGAUGCCUGAUGAAGAUCUAACCUUGAUCUCUUUCAUUCACAAACAUGGCCAUAGUAACUGGCGAGCCCUCCCUAAGCAAGCUGGACUUUUGAGAUGUGGAAAAAGCUGUAGACUUAGGUGGAUGAACUAUUUAAAACCUGACAUUAAAAGAGGCAAUUUCACCAAAGAAGAGGAGGAUGCUAUCAUUAGCUUCCACCAAAUCCUUGGCAACAGAUGGUCAGUAAUUGCAGCAAAAUUGCCAGGAAGAACGGAUAAUGAGAUCAAGAACGUAUGGCACACUCACCUGAAGAAAAGACUCAAAGAUUACCAACCCGCUAAACCUAAGAGCAGCAAUAAGAAGAAGGGUACUAAACCUAAAUAUCAAUCCUUACCGGCGAAACUGAACAGUACUAGAAGUGAAUCAGAGCUCGGAAAUUCAUCAAAACCUUCUUUUGAAAGCUUAUUCUUGGCAUCACCUUCGACAAGUGACGAGGUUUCUUCGGUGACACUCAUGAGCCUCGAAGGCCAUAACAACGAGGCUAAGAUGGAUAAUAAAUUGGGAGACAUCAGUACUGCAGACCAAGAUUGUUGUUCUUUAGAUAUCGACGAGAGCUUCUGGAACGAGGCGCUAUAUAGCCAAGAUGAACAUAAUAACGCAUUGAAUCUUGAAAUGGCUGGUUUUGAUGAUGAGACACAACAAGAGUUUCAGCAGUUAGACUCCGUUGGAAAUGAGAUGGUUUUCGACAGUGCGAUGGACUUCUGGUUCGAUGUAUUCGCGAGAACUGGAGGGGAGCAAGAACUAUUAGCUGGGCUAUAAUAAAUUAACAUGUUUGAAGAGUAAAGUCAAAUGGUACAAAUAAUAAUGGCUAAGAAAAGUCUUAACUUUUGAUUAAAACUAGCUAGUUCUCCAAGAUUGAGUCGUUAGCGACUUCGAGUAGUAAACAAUGACGAGUGAUUAACUAUAACGUAGAUUACCUUGUUGAUGAAAUAAAUAACCGACAAACAUUGGAUGCCAUGACAAUGGGAAAUCGGCCAAUUCUUACCUCAACAGACAGUUGCGGUUCCAAUCAGGACAUCAACUCGGAUCAUGUGCUAAACAUAAAUCAACAUAGAAUAUAUUAAAAUUUCAUACAUCAACUAACAAAAUUUGGCUUUUACAUACAUUGACCAAUAGUCCGUUAGUUAAAUAUAACGGAAUCUGAACUGUUAUAUAUUGAUUACGUGUCAUUAUAAAAUAUUACCUGACAUUUUAUAUUUUAAAUAAUUAAUAAUAAUAAAAAAAAUGUUUGAGUAGGGGAGACUCAAACCCGAGCCUAAUGGAUAUUAGAUCAGAUCCAUUAGCUAUUAUGCCAAACAUAGUUUAUUGAAUAUAGUCUCUAUUGUUUACUAUUAUACGCAUUUUGUCAAAUGUUUC